AUGGCAGCGGUGCUGGCGGCAACAGCGGCGGUGGGAGGACGGGAGGGAGUGGUGUUAGGGGUGGUGGGAGUGGAACAGCACGGCGCGAGCCAUCGGGGGCUGGUGCGGCGCCCCAGUGCCGGCGCCAAACCCUCGGUCACCACAGUCCCAGCCCCAGCCCCAGCCCCAGCCCCAGUCUCAGCCCCAGCCCCAAACCCACCAGCCCCAGCCAAGUCUGCCGAUGUGCGUCCAUUGACGCUCACCGGGUCCGCUCCUGCUCCAGCUCCCAGCCCGACAACGGCUCCCGCGCCGACCAAGGCUCCCGCCCAAGCCCCAGCUCCUGCUGCAAACAAGACUGUUGUCAGCCCGAUUCAUGCCAAGCCCGUUUCCGCCCCUAGCCCCGAGCCCGCCGCUAGCGCCCCGCCUCCAAACAAGGCCCAUUCAGGUGGCAGCGAAGGCUUCGACCCGGAAGACGACAUUACGCUGGCCCACACCUCCGCCCCCGCCAAUUUCUUCGACUCGGAACCCAGCACACCUCUUGUCAGCGUUGCUCGCCCACCCCCGGAAUCCCCCACAACCCGACCGAGCACGAGUUCAAGUGCGCCUCGAACCCAGUCCACCACCACACCACGCCACACACAGCCCGCAGCCCCACCCGUCGCCCAGAGUGAUCUCCCGCUCAGCUUCCGCCUUGGCUUGAAUAUCGAUAGCUGUGCCCUGGGUGGCUUGCGCAGCAUUCAGGAUAAAUGGCAGCUUUUUACCGAUGCGGCAGCCAUGCGUCAAGGCCGUGCCAUGCUUGCGGCCCUGCUCCACUUGUAUAAUACAACGCAGUUUGACGUCUUCUGUGCCCUGCUAAAAAAUUCGGUCCUGGCUCAAGACCACUUUGCCGCUUGGUUGGAAGGAGUCGGGGAGUGGGACACCCUCCUCCAGCUCUGCCGCAAGUGCAUGCACACCAACCCAAAGUUGCGAGGAACAGCGCUGCGCGCUUAUCUUCGCCAACACACGGGCCUGGCGCGGGCCGAGUGGCUCUCAACCCUUCUCACAGCCGACGGACCUGCCACGGCCAGUGAGCUUUUCUCCGAGAGCAACCAAGCUCAUGCUUCCACAUACAGCCAUCUUCUGCGCUUCCAGCAUCAGCUGGAUGCAAAAUACAAUCCGACCACGUCCCUGGUCGGCAUGCCCAUGGCCACGACGGUCUUUUUUGUGGCCAUGAGUGCCUACGACGCCAAUGCCACCCUAUGCAAUAGCAAAGCCAUGCGCGAGGCAGGUCUCGUGCAGCAAAGCGCUUCGCUGCUCGACCCAUUCAUUCCCAUCUCAUCUGGUCUGGACAUCUGCGCUUGUCCUUUGCAGAAAUUUGGCAUGAGCGAGGUGCAGCAUGGUCAUGCCGCGCUUGGUGGCCUGGCCAAGAGUCAUAAUUUUCAAGAGGUAUGCAAGCCCCGUCCGCGUAUUUGGAGUCGACCACCCGCCAGCUCACAGAUGGACGGUGGCCACCGUGGGGCAGUUUGA
Molecule: messenger RNA, 1485 nt
Organism: Monosiga brevicollis MX1
Lineage: Eukaryota; Choanoflagellata; Craspedida; Salpingoecidae
Exons: 8
Coding region: 1-1485 (494 amino acids)
Biological process (GO): intracellular protein transport; vacuolar transport
Cellular component (GO): cytoplasm
Source: RefSeq, a predicted model, not a curated record